AUGCUCGAAUCACCAACCACCGCUUUCAACAAUCUGUUCGAAUUCUAUGCCGAGCAGGGCUUCCUCUCGGAUGGCCUACCGCUUGCUAGACUCCCAAACCCCCAUUACGAGGCCUGGGAGGAUGUAGCCAGUCAACUCCCAACCCUCAUUGAGACAGGUCAGAUCCGGGAGAAGAUCGAUAAUUUCCCUAUCUGCUCAACUGAGCACUUGCAAACAGAAGCAGAAUGGCGUCGUGCAUAUUCCAUCAUGGGAUAUCUGGCCCACGCCUAUAUCUGGGGAGGAGAAACCCCCAAAGACAGACUCCCCCCUGCAAUCGCGAAGCCUUACCUCGAGAUAUCAGCUCACCUUGAACUCCCGGCCUGCGCCACCUAUGCAGGUCUCGUUCUCUGGAACUACAAGACCACGCACCCAGAUGCAGACAUCACAAACCCAGACAAUCUCCACGUCCAGACAUCUUUCACCGGCACAAAAGACGAAGAAUGGUUCAUGUUAAUCUCAGUCGCCGUGGAGGCCAAAGGCAGUGCACUCAUUUCGUUGAUGCGCGAUGCUUGCAAGGCAGUCGUUGCCGAGGACGCAGAACUUGUCGCUGCCCUCUUGUGCAAGUUCGGAGAUGAAGUUAGUAUCCUCGCAUACAUUCUGAAGAGAAUGUACGAGCAUAAUGAGCCUGCUGUUUUCUACCAUGUGCUGCGCCCGUUCUUGGCUGGUAGCAAGAACAUGGGUCAUGCGGGCCUUCCCAAUGGUGUCUAUUAUGAUGUCGGCGACAGUGACGGGGCUGAAAACCCGGAGAAUUGGCUGCAACUGAGUGGUGGGAGCAAUGCCCAGAGCUCAUUGAUCCAGGCACUCGAUAUUUUCCUCGGCGUCGAGCAUUCUGCAUCGGAUGGGAAGAAUCCUUCCGGUCCCAUUUUCAUCCAGGAAAUGCGACGCUACAUGCCUGGUCCUCACAGACGCUUCCUCGAAGAUCUAGCGGCGCAGGCUAAUGUUCGUUCGUUUGUAUCGGGUUCCUCAACGCAAUCUCUCAAGGAUGCUUACAAUUCGGCGGUGAAUGAGCUCAAGUGUUUCCGUGAUGCACACAUCCAGAUCGUCACACGGUACGUUGUCAUGAUGUCGAAGAAGCCCAAUCCCUUCAAACAAGAAAAGAACAAAUUGAAUCUGGCCACCGCUAGCUCCCAGGCACAGGAAGGAGAAAAUAGUCCUGAGCUUGCUGGUACUGGGGGCACUGACCUGAUACCCUUCCUGAAAGAGACCAGAGAUGAUGUUCGCAAUGCUAAGUGCUAG
Penicillium paradoxum is the source of this 1275-nucleotide messenger RNA. RefSeq names its product indoleamine 2,3-dioxygenase. Lineage: Eukaryota; Fungi; Ascomycota; Eurotiomycetes; Eurotiales; Aspergillaceae. The transcript has 3 exons. Gene Ontology annotation, molecular function: indoleamine 2,3-dioxygenase activity; heme binding; metal ion binding. Gene Ontology annotation, cellular component: cytoplasm. The coding region runs from base 1 to 1275 and encodes 424 amino acids. Gene Ontology annotation, biological process: 'de novo' NAD+ biosynthetic process from L-tryptophan. The record is from RefSeq and is a predicted model, not a curated record.